Colossoma macropomum (tambaqui) is the source of this 2754-nucleotide messenger RNA. RefSeq names its product pre-B-cell leukemia homeobox 3a (gene pbx3a). The record is from RefSeq and is a predicted model, not a curated record. Lineage: Eukaryota; Metazoa; Chordata; Actinopteri; Characiformes; Serrasalmidae. Gene Ontology annotation, cellular component: nucleus. The transcript is spliced from 11 exons. Gene Ontology annotation, molecular function: DNA-binding transcription factor activity, RNA polymerase II-specific; RNA polymerase II cis-regulatory region sequence-specific DNA binding. Bases 497 to 1906 code for a protein of 469 amino acids. Gene Ontology annotation, biological process: embryonic organ development; eye development; neuron development.
CGCGCACCUCUCAGAUCCUGUCAGCGUCAGUCAUCAGGCGCGUCCGCGGAGCUCGGAGUGUGAGAGAAGCUGAAGAGUCUGUUUCUCCUCCUCCUUCUUCUCUCGGGUACUUCAGCUGAGACUCGGCGCUCUGAUGCAGCCUCGCUCUCAGUCUGAGCUGAUCCGUCUCUGUCCGGACGCUGCUCGCCUCUCUGGAGGGUCUCAGAGCGGAUUUCUUGGAUGAAGUUUUGGAGAGGGACCUGUUUGAGGAGGAUCACGCGCAGUAAAGCUGAAGCGGGAACUCCUUAGAAAAACAAGUCAGUGGACAGAAGAGGAGGUUGCAGUAGCCAGUCUGCGAAUUGGACGCGUCUCUUGUUUUCUGUUGUUUGUUUCCCCAUUCUAAUCCUACUACUGGUCAGCGUCUGUCCGGACAGCUAUUGUACGCACAUGCACGCGCUGCCCGUUUGAAACGCCGUCUGUGCAUCAGAAGAGCGCAUUGAUUGCGUUGCGGCACAGCAUGGACGAACAGACCCACAUCAUGCAGUCCCUCGGCGGCGUGACCCUGAGCCGCACGGUGCACGGGGGCAUGGCUUUAGCGCCUUCGCUCGACCACCAGGGCUCGGAGGACGACGGAAGAAAGCAGGACAUCGGAGACAUCCUCCACCAAAUAAUGGCUAUCACGGACCAAAGCCUGGACGAAGCGCAAGCGAAAAAACAUGGCCUGAACUGUCACAGAAUGAAGCCAGCUCUGUUCAGCGUGCUCUGUGAAAUCAAAGAGAAAACCGGUCUUAGUAUCCGUGGUGUCCAUGAAGACGAGUCUCCUGACCCUCAGCUGAUGCGUCUUGAUAACAUGUUGCUGGCUGAGGGUGUGUCUGGCCCAGAAAAAGGGGGAGGGUCUGCCGCUGUUGCCGCAGCAGCAGCAGCAGCUCUUGGGGGUGGAGCCGAAAACUCCAUUGAGCACACUGACUACAGAGCGAAACUUGCCCAAAUCCGGCAAAUCUAUCACACGGAGUUGGAGAAAUAUGAACAGGCUUGUAAUGAGUUCACAACCCAUGUGAUGAACUUGUUGAGGGAGCAGUCUCGCACUCGACCCAUCUCGCCCAAAGAGAUUGAGUGCAUGGUGGGCAUCAUACACCGGAAGUUCAGUUCUAUCCAGAUGCAGUUGAAGCAGAGCACUUGCGAAGCUGUCAUGAUCCUACGCUCCCGCUUCCUUGAUGCCAGAAGAAAAAGGCGCAAUUUCAGCAAGCAGGCAACAGAGAUCUUGAACGAGUAUUUCUAUUCCCACCUCAGUAACCCCUAUCCCACUGAAGAGGCCAAAGAGGAGCUGGCCAAAAAGUGCAGCAUCACUGUCUCACAGGGGAUGGGAAGCACCAUCACUGUGUCACAGGUUUCUAACUGGUUUGGGAACAAACGCAUUCGCUACAAGAAGAACAUCAGUAAAUUCCAGGAAGAGGCUAACCUGUACGCGGCUAAGACAGCCGUAACAGCUGCUCAAGCCGUAGCCGCUGCUGUGCAAAACAGCCAGGACAGCAGUUCACCAGCUACACCCAACCAUGGUUUCCAGUUGAAAGAUGAAGAAUUUCAGCUGGAUACCACAGAAAGCAAAAACAAUUUGUUAACUAGCAUGUUCACAGCUUCAUCAGGAUCUUUUAGCUUGCCAAGUUCAGGAGACAUGUUCAUGAGCAUGCCCACCUUGAAUGGAGGCUCCUACCAGCGCAUGCAGCUCAGCAACACUGGACAGCCACAGGGGGAAAACAUACAUGGCAUUGGUCAGGCGGCGGACUACAGCGAAGCUCUGCGGGGUCAUCCUCUCUAUAGUCCUCACAGUUUGAAUGGUAAUGGUGGAUGGCAUGAAGCAGCUACUCCUUCCUCAGUGACCUCUCCUGCAGAAGCAGCAGGCAGCAUUCAUUCUGAUACUUCCAACUGAUCUGGCCUUCUCCAUUCUUAAAGCAGCCACCUUCAUCAAAAUGCCUGCUGAUGAAGCACCAACAGCGUUUUAAGAUGACGCAUUCAGACGUCUGAAUGACGCAUUCAGACGUCUUCUGCAAAAACCUUACCCAGUGACAGCUGCCUAUGGAAGGUUUUUUUGGUAGACAUCCAAACAUAUACUGUCGGAAAACCUCCAGUGGUUAUAAAUCAACAUUUACAGUCAUACAGUUGUGAAGAUUAUUUCACUCUGUUCUCCUGCCAAUUAACCAGAAGUCCAAACAUUGGAAAUAUAAACUGAUAGCUGUUAGUGGAACAUCAACUACAGCUUCUUCACCAGAAUCUAUAAUUGUAUAUCGAUUGUAAUAGUUAACAUGUAAUUAGAUUGGUUUCUAGUUCAUUUUUAUGAAGCAAGUGCGUUUUUGAGGCAUCUCUUCUGUUUGGUAUAUACGCAGUGUUUGCUAGACUAUGAAAAUAAUGUCCGGACCGUCCAUUAAUAAUAGUUGAACAGAUACCUGCCUUUGUUCAAAUCUUUCAAAUAUUUCUUGUAUGUAUAAAGUAUCAUUGAUGUGAUUUGACUAAAAUCAUACAAAACAAUUCAGAUUAUUUCUACAUUCCCUAACAUGUAACAGUGAUAUCAUUAACAUGGGGCUCACUUCGUGCUCACCAACUACCUCUUAGCAUUAUAGCUCAUUGUUCUUUCCAGCGUUUUUUAACAUGGAGCAUUUAAGGAGCGUUUAUGUGUCCAAAGGUUUGUAGACCAUUCCAUGUUUCUUCUAAAAUCAAAGAUAUUUAUAAGGAGUUUGUUCCCCCUUUGCUGCAGUAAAAGCCUCUUCCCUUCUGGGAAGG